AUGCGAGACUUGGCUGAAGAAGGCGACGCCGCUCCCGCCGCUGCUCCUCCGAGACGCUCUUUUUUUCGACGCAUUUUUAAUCGGCUAAGACCAAGACAAAGAGACAACGAGCAGUUUGGUGAUAUUGUAAGUUUGGCUGGAAGGCGACGACCAACUCCUUCUGCUACUCAAAUCAAUCAGGCUACUGAACGAUACGCUUGGUAUAGAAAUCGCAGCAGCAAUGGUCAGCAGCCACAGCAGCAGCAUGACUUGCCACCUUCUUAUAAUACAGCGGUUUUCGGCCGCAGAAACCAACAACACGCCGAUACCGCCGAUGCCAAUGACGAAAACAGCGACUCUUCUUCUUCUGCCACCGACGAUUCGUCUUCGUCGUCGUCGUCCUCGUCGUCAAUUUCAUCAAUGUCUUCUGGAGAUGAGGGCGAGGAUGAAGCGAGUGGUAGCAGUGACCGAUCAGCAGCGGGCGAAAUCACAAGCGACAGCGAAAACGGCCGAGACCAGAUUUCGCCAGAUGCUUAUCAUGAUAUGGCUUUUAAUUCUCUUGUGGAUGUACUUGUGUCAAAAGUUGCUUACAACACGGUCGAAUCUGUUUUUGAAGAGCUGCUUAAUUCAACUUGCAAGAAGACAACACUCGCCGAUUUGGAUAUUUUUCCAGCGGAUUCAUCCGACAACAACAGUUACGAUUCAAUUGAGCCACUUAGUUCGCCAGCGAUGAGCCCAAUCGUUAAAUUCCAGCACAAACCAAGCUACCAAACGCCUCAACAUAAAAAUCGCUAUUCGAUUUACGGCGACGACGAUCAACAAGAACCCGAGUUCUUAUCAGCUAUCAUUUCCUCCACAACUACAGCCACAGACAAUGUUAUUGUCUUUGACACACCGUUGAGCAAGGAGCAAGACGAAAAAUUUGCUCAAUCACCGCUGCGAAUGGUUGAACUAGUGGCUCAACACUGCGCCGACAAUUCAGAGCACAUGAAGAUGAUGAUUUCGGCCGCCACUUCUCCCCUACCAUAUAGUACCAGCGAUGAAACUUUUGGCGCCGCCGAUGCAACUGUUUUUCUGUCUGCAUGUGACGCUACAGUUGUUGCCGACGACGACGACGCCGACGACCAAAUUGCCGCCGCCGGUGAAGAAGGCGCCGCCGCCGCCGAUUCUUCUGCUUGGAGUUGGAUGACAAAAACUCCACCACCAAACACUCCGCCAGCUACACCACCGCCAACGCCCGCCACGCCAGAGAACGAAUGCAAAAAGGAAGUAAAGAAAGAAAGUGAAGAUGAGGAAAAGGAAAAUCAAGAUCCAGAAGCAGCAGCAGCUCAGCCCGCGCAAGUACCAAGCAAGAAAAAAGAAAGAAACGAAUGGGGGCUGAUCAAUUGA
Oikopleura dioica is the source of this 1368-nucleotide messenger RNA. NCBI's taxonomy places the organism in Eukaryota, Metazoa, Chordata, Appendicularia, Copelata, Oikopleuridae. The record is from the annotation of a GenBank genome assembly.